Charadrius vociferus (killdeer) is the source of this 1452-nucleotide messenger RNA. RefSeq names its product alanine--glyoxylate aminotransferase 2 (gene AGXT2). Gene Ontology annotation, cellular component: mitochondrion. The record is from RefSeq and is a predicted model, not a curated record. Lineage: Eukaryota; Metazoa; Chordata; Aves; Charadriiformes; Charadriidae. Gene Ontology annotation, molecular function: L-alanine:glyoxylate transaminase activity; pyridoxal phosphate binding. Gene Ontology annotation, biological process: glyoxylate catabolic process.
AUGUUAGUUGCCUUUAGGCAGCAGAAAUGGAAAAGCUCUGUCUCCACACAAGCAAAAAUGCCUCCUUGUGAUUUUGUACCUGAAAAAUACGAAUCCUAUCCGUAUGAACAUAUGCAGAAGAUUCGUGAACAAAAUGUUUCUCCUUCACUGCGAAUGUAUUACAAGAAGCCAUUGCUGCUGCAUCAAGGACAUAUGCAGUGGUUGUUUGAUUAUGAAGGAAAAAGAUACCUUGAUCUCUUUGCUGGAAUUGUCACUGUCAGUGUUGGUCACUGUCACCCGAAGGUAACUAUGGCUACCCAGAAACAGCUUGCUCGCCUGUGGCAUACCACUAAUAUCUACAUGCACCCGUCAAUCCAAGAGUACGCUGAAAAGCUAACUUCUCUUCUUCCAGAGCCACUUAAGGUGAUUUAUCUAACCAACAGCGGGUCAGAAGCCAAUGAUUUGGCUAUGUUCAUGGCAAGGCUAUAUACUCGUAACUUCGACAUCAUCUCUUUCAGAGGAGCGUACCAUGGAGGCAGCCCUUACACCCUGGGACUGACGUCUAUUGGUCUUUAUAAACAUGGUGUUGCCAAUGGCUUUGGCUGUUCAACAACAAUGUUACCGGAUGUUUUUCGUGGUCCAUGGGGAGGCAGCCAUUGUAGAGAUUCUCCAGUGCAAACUGUUCGAAAAUGCAGCUGUUCAGAAGGUGUAUGUCAUGCAAACGACCAGUACAUUGAACAAUUCAAAGAUACUCUGAAUACCUCCGUGCCAAAGUCAAUCGCUGGAUUUAUUGCUGAACCAAUUCAAGGUGUUAAUGGAGCUGUUCAGUACCCAAGAAGUUUCUUAAAGGAAGCUUAUCGGCUAGUACGGGAAAGAGGAGGUGUUUGUAUUUCAGAUGAAGUACAGACAGGAUUUGGACGGACAGGCAGCCAUUUCUGGGGAUUUCAAACACAUGAUGUAGUCCCUGACAUUGUUACUUUGGCAAAAGGAAUUGGUAAUGGAUUUCCAAUGGCAGCUGUUGUUACAACAAAAGAGAUUGCAAGUUCCUUGGCUCAAAACCUUCACUUUAAUACAUUUGGAGGAAGCCCUUUGGCCUGCGUAGUUGGAGCUGCAGUUCUUGAUGCUAUUGAAGAAGAUCGUCUACAAAAAAACAGUGAGGAUGUGGGAACAUACAUGCUACUGGAGUUGGCUAAACUACGGGAUAAAUUUGAGAUUGUUGGAGAUGUCCGUGGCAAGGGACUUAUGAUCGGAGUAGAAAUGGUGACAGAUAAGGAUAGUCGCCGCCCUCUUCCUAAAAGUCAGAUCUGGGAGGACUGUAAAGACAUGGGGGUUCUGAUUGGCCGAGGAGGACUCUACAGUCAGACAUUUAGAAUUAAACCUCCUAUGUGCAUUACUAAAAAGGAUGUCGACUUUGCUGUGGAAGUAUUUCAUACUGCUUUACAGAGACACAUGGAAAAAGCACCUGCAAAAUAG